Labrus bergylta (ballan wrasse) is the source of this 2211-nucleotide messenger RNA. It is a transcript of the gene rab30, whose product is annotated as RAB30, member RAS oncogene family. The record is from RefSeq and is a predicted model, not a curated record. NCBI's taxonomy places the organism in Eukaryota, Metazoa, Chordata, Actinopteri, Labriformes, Labridae. Gene Ontology annotation, biological process: Rab protein signal transduction. Gene Ontology annotation, molecular function: GTPase activity; GTP binding.
CUAUCAGACAGGCUGCUGCUGCUGCUGCUGCUGAGGAAACACAGUCAGAGGAAUUAUGCCCUGCCCAUCGGUGGCUUUGCCUGUUUCAUGAGGUGACCUAUGCAUACCAAGUGGUUGUAAGUCCGGGGAUAUCCCCCGUGUUUUUUGUUUAGCAUGAGCAUGGAAGAUUAUGACUACCUGUUCAAAAUAGUACUGAUAGGAAAUGCCGGAGUUGGGAAGACAUGUCUGGUCCGGCGCUUUACUCAGGGCCUUUUCCCUCCAGGACAAGGGGCUACUAUUGGAGUCGAUUUCAUGAUUAAAACGGUGGAAAUCAAAGGGGAGAAGGUCAAGCUGCAGAUAUGGGACACAGCUGGACAGGAGAGAUUUCGCUCCAUUACUCAGAGUUAUUACCGCAGUGCCAAUGCCCUCAUUCUUACGUAUGACAUUACCUGUGAGGACUCCUUCAGGUGCCUUCCAGAGUGGCUGAGGGAGAUCGAGCAGUAUGCCAACAACCAGGUGGUGACUAUAUUAGUCGGUAAUAAAAUAGAUCUGGCAGAAAAGAGGGAGGUUCUCAGACAGAGGGCUGAAGACUUUGCCGAGUCUCAGAGCAUGCUGUACCUGGAGACCUCAGCCAAAGAAUCCGACAACGUCGAGAAACUUUUCCUUGACCUGGCCUGCGAACUCAUCCGAGAAGCCAAGCAGAACAAGCUGGAUAACAAUGACACUGCCCCGAUGCUCGGCGAGGGUAAAACCAUCAGUUAUUUGACUUGCUGCAGCAUCAAUUAAAAAAAGAGUUGAGCCUUGUGGCCGUGGUAACUCAGUAGCCAUUGACUGAAGAGGGCAGAUGGCUGAAUCACAAUGCCUCCGUCCCUCCAAGAUGGCAGAAAGCCACUUUUACUCCGUCAUUUCUAGAUCCAUGCCUUUUUAAGCUGUACAAGGGAGAUAGUCAACUUUAGUUUGGCCUUCCAGGACAAACAUUUUAAGAUUCUGUCAUCAUGGAGAAAAUUUUCCUCAAUGCUACUACAUAAAAAGUACGUCUGAAAAUACAUCCAGGAAUCUGAGUAGGGCUCCAUUUCAUCAUCUUCAUGGUGGAAUGGCAGUUUUUUUUUGUUCGGGUUUUCCAUUUCCAUUAAACACCAAUGUUCACCAGCAGUGUUACGUGAGUAAAAGGUCAACCAGGUAUUUUGUUACAGAUUCCACAUAACUAACAUCAGGUGUCAUGAUCAUAGGAGGUUAUCUGUGAAUGAUAACUAUGUUUACAUACAGUAGGUUUUGGAGAAAAAAAAUCUGACCAAUUUGCAAAAAUAGUUUUGCAAAUUUAGGAUGAAAUCUGUUGCACAAUCACUUUUUCCCCCACUAGUUUCUUUUGCUCUGAUUAUUGCAUUUUAAAUAGUUUUGGUAAUUUCAUUCUGGGUCGUUUUUUAUGCACCUGUUCAUUGCAAACUGUGAAACACGUGUUCCCAUUGGAAUUAUUUGAAUUGCUGCUAAAAUGUUUUACUUUCAAUAACAUAAACUGAAACACAAGUGUAAACGCUACGUUGAAACAGUAUUCUGUGGCUCCAUAACAUUCCUGCAGUGUGACUAGUCAGUCGAUAUAGUGUGAAGAAGCUGGAAAGGCUAUUGUCAGUCAUCAGUAGAAAUGGUAAACAGUUUCAUCAGUUGACUUUUUUUGUUUUUUGACUGUCAGCUUUUUAUUUUAUAUCCAUAGACGUGAGUAUUUCUGCCUUUGUUGUUGCUGCCUAGCCAUGAAAUUGUAUCACUUUUAAUUUGUUCAAAGGAGUAUGUUCAUGUAGCUCUGUACUUGUUGUUCUUCAUAUGCUUUUAUUGUGAAAGUUUUGAUUGUCCAGCAUGUUUUAUUUUAAUUUGUAGUGUCUAACUUUUUGUUUCUUAAAUUUGCCAUAACUGUAAUGUACUUUAUUGCACAAUGCCAUUUACUGCACACUUAUUUUAUUGUAACAUUUUUUUUUUUUGUUGUACAGACAUGUAGUACAUCCUGGCACUUUGCUUUUUAUGCAUUUAAUUUGCAGUAAUAUCUUUGUACGGCUGGGGAGAAUUUUUGUUUUGCCUUUAACCUUAGAUUUAACAGCAUUUAUUUUAAAUUAUUUUCAUGUUUUUGUCAGCGCAAUAUGAAAAAUACAAAAGAAACAAGAUUGUGCUUCUUUUCCUUUCUGUGUACAAAAUAAUCCCUGAUAAUGACUCUGUAUAACAUUAAAUAACAACACUAAAAGUCUU